Ectocarpus siliculosus is the source of this 2321-nucleotide messenger RNA. Lineage: Eukaryota; Phaeophyceae; Ectocarpales; Ectocarpaceae. The record is from the annotation of a GenBank genome assembly.
AUGCCGACCCUGCUGUUCAAGUACAUCAUUAUCGGCAACACCGCGGUGGGGAAGAGCGCGAUCCUGUUGCAGUUCACAGAGCGACAGUUCCGCGAUGCGCACGACAUGACAAUCGGGGUCGAGUUUGGAGCCAAGGACGUGUCGAUAGGAGAUGCCCAGGUUAAGCUGGAGAUCUGGGAUACGGCGGGACAAGAGUCAUUCCUCAGCAUCACGAGAUCAUACUACCGUGGGACCGACGGCUGCCUGUUGGUCUUCGACAUCACCGACCGAAAAUCCUUCGAGGCGCUGCCGCGGUGGCUGGAUGAGGCGAGGAUGAACUCGGCGAAUCCGGAUCUUUCCGUCAUGCUUAUCGCCAACAAAGCAGAUCUCGCCGAAAAACGGUGUGUCACGACGGAGGAGGGGCAGGCGUUCGCGGACAAACACGGCUUGCUGUUCAUGGAGAUGUCGGCCAGAAACGCAGCGCAGGUGGAACGAGCUUUCAUCGGGACCGCGGAAAGGAUAUUCUCGGAUUUAGAGGCGCAUCCACGCAACAAGCCAUCGGGGAUCCAGCUGAAGCCGGAAGAGAUGUCGGCUACGUCCAGAUUCAAGGCAGAAUGCUGUGAAGGGGUCUGAGCACUGCUGAGAGGUUUCUCGAAAACACCAUCAAGCACCUGCCCGCCGGGUAAUGUGUGGACCAAGAGUCGGUUGUUUAGGCCGGCUGAAAUUUUGCGAAGGGCUCGGAUUGAUCGCCGUGUUGCCGUUUCGGUUUUCAUCUCUCGGUGGCAGGCAGUUCUUCGGGGGGGGAGGACGCCUGUUGUAUGUUGAAUAGUAAAUGCUUGGCAAUUCCUGCAAAGGUGUUUAAGGGCCGUCGCUGGACCCAACCCCUUCACUACUGCUGUACUAGUUCUUUUUUUUUUCCAGCUCUUCCUCACUGCCUGCCUCCAGUGCACGCGGUGGUGUUGUCUGUCGGAGCUUGGUUUAUUUUUUGUCGGAAAUAGUCUUGAACAAAGGCCGCAACGCGGCUGUGAUCCAUGGUUUGGUUGCCCUGCCCAAGGUGUUAUGGCAUUGCUCGUGCUUUGCCCGUCUUCCGUGUUGGCUGGCGGGCACAAACCUGCUCCUUUUGUGCGGAGGGAAACGUGCCCCGACUUGGUCGGGGUGGAGAAGUCGAGCAUCUCGAGGGGUGCAACCCGUAAGAGACACGUUUCCGAUGUCCUGCGGCGAAAUCCGCCAAUUAUCCCGCGAUGAACGAUAUCGGAGACUCACUUCACCUGUGUUUGCUUGCGUGGAGGAAGAUGCAUGCUGCUCGUCUCACCUUUGUAAGUGCACUUGACCUGUGUAUGUAGUAGUUGGAGUUGGGUUUGGACCGCGCCAGCCAUGAAAGCUCUCGUUUUCGGACUGAAUGGGGGCCUGUCGGUUCGACCGCAUCAGUGGUGUGACGGGUUGCCCCUGCGUUCUUCCUGGUGCCAUUGUUUUCAUUUCCAAAUAUGCGUAUUUUGCCCUCCUCCCGUCAUGUGGGAGCAGCACUGCAGUAGUCGCGAUGCCUUCGAUAAGUUUUUCGUUCCUUCAUCCUGCGUCUUGGCGCAGGUUUGGGUGCCCAGCAUCGUGGGCUAGUUGUGGAGGUCGUGCUUCUGUGUACAAUAGGACUACUUCAACAAUUUUCUUGGUAGCAUGUAAUACGCAGCACUGCCGCUGUUGUUUGACAAAAUUAGCGUCGUUUUUCUUCCUUUUGUUGGGUUACACUUGUUGCUUGCCUUUUAGUAGACGUGAUGUUGUCAUUUUCUCUUAACUCUGCAUGUUGUCGUUGACGAUCCUAUACCAGUAGUGGUUGGUUGAAAGGUGAGUUUGUUGUAGUGGAGUUUAGCUUUCUGUUUUGAGUCCGUCACUGCCGCACAGCGGCAGCGGAAGGCUGGGCGUUACAUAUUUUCUUGAUCUCAUCCAUGGUUUAGUGGAGGAAUUUCUCUGGAUUCUGGGCACGCCGCAAGUGCGUGGUGUGAGAGUCGAUUUUUUUUUUUUUUUCUCAGCCCAAAUUGUUACGAAGCUAUGUGCUGAUCGUGCAUUCCGAUUUGAAGCAACAACGGGCGCGUCUUUUUUUUGUCAAAGGAUUUUUGCGGUUACGAGAACAGUGCGGAAGAAACCGAGUGUGGCGGAUCGACCGACGCCGGUGUCGACGCCGAUUCUCGAUAAAGAACUGCUUUCCAGGCGAAGCCCGUCCAUGUUAUUGAAUGUGAAAUCAGAGUAUUUUGAGUUUUACUUGAGGCGCCUCGGGCGUGGGGCGUUGGUGUGUCUGAAGGAUGCUUUGUCAGAGUAUGGAAGUGGGUUAUACAGCAGUAUGUGAAAACAAU